Molecule: messenger RNA, 1295 nt
Organism: Alnus glutinosa
Lineage: Eukaryota; Viridiplantae; Streptophyta; Magnoliopsida; Fagales; Betulaceae
Product: enoyl-CoA delta isomerase 2, peroxisomal-like
Exons: 3
Coding region: 447-1169 (240 amino acids)
Biological process (GO): fatty acid beta-oxidation
Cellular component (GO): peroxisome
Molecular function (GO): delta(3)-delta(2)-enoyl-CoA isomerase activity; enoyl-CoA hydratase activity
Source: RefSeq, a predicted model, not a curated record
CUCUCUCUCUCUCUCUCUCUCUCUCUCUUCUUCUCUCUCUUUGUUCUUCUCGCCAGAUUCUCCGCCGGAUCACGCCGUUAAAUCUCUCUCUCUCUCUUUCUCCCUCUCCGGCCGGCCGUCCUUCUCUCGACGGAUUCCCUGCUGGAUCUCGUCGGAAAAUAUCUCUCUCUCUCUCUCGACGAAAUCCCUUUCUCGCCAGAAAAUCUCUCUGGACGGAAUCUCUCUGUGCCGGUUCUCACCGGAAACACUGUUUCUAUCGCCGGAUCGGGCCGGAAACUCUGUCUCCACGGAUCUCGCUGGAGCUCGCUUUCUCUCAUCGGAAAAUCUCUCUCUCUCUCGCCGGAGCGGUUUUGAUCCCUCUAGCGCCUGACUUUGGCCCAUAGCUAGACAAAGAUAGAGAGUUCACGCGUGCCAAGGCCUGAGCUAAUCAGCACCCAACCACCACCAUGUGCACGUUGGAGAAGCGCGGCAACCUCUUCAUCCUAACCCUGAUCGGCGACGACGAGCACCGGCUGAGCCCAGCCGUUAUCGACUCCCUCCUCUCGGCGCUCUCCCAAGCCAAGUCCCAAGCCAUCCGCGGCUCGGCUCUCGUCACUACCGCCCACGGCAGGUUCUUCUCCAAUGGCUUCGAUCUCGCUUGGGCACAAGCUGCCGGCUCCUCCUCCGCCGCUCGCGAUCGGCUCCACCACAUGGUCGAAUCCUUCCGGCCGGUCGUCGCCGCGUUCCUCUCCCUCCCGAUGCCUACAGUCGCUGCCGUAUCCGGCCACGCCGCCGCUGCCGGGUUCCUCCUCGCGCUUAGCCACGACUACAUCCUCAUGAGGCGUGAUAGAGCCGUGCUGUACAUGAGCGAGGUCGACCUCGGCCUCACCUUCCCCGACUACUUCACGGCUCUGAUGAGGUCCAGGAUCGGCUCGGUUUCGGCUCGACGCGAUAUCUUGCUCGGGGGGAGGAAACUCAAGGGUGACGAGGCAGUGACGAUGGGGAUCGUGGAAUCGGCGCACGAUGGCGUGGAGAGUGUGGUCGAGGCUGCAGUGAGCCGGGGGGAACAGUUGGCGCAGAGGAAGUGGAACGGUGAGGUGUACGCGGAGAUAAGGAAGAGUCUGUAUCCGGAGGUAUGUGGCGUGCUGGGAUUGGUUGCCAAAACCGUCGUAGCCUCUUCUAAGCUUUAGAGGGAAACUAAUAAGCAGCUGCUUAAUAUGUUGUUCUUGUGGAAAGUGAAAAUCUUUCCUUUUAUUUUGUUUGUUUUAUGGAUACCCAAAUGCGGGAUUUCAACUAUAAAAUGGACCUCGAUCUUA